Rhododendron vialii is the source of this 1358-nucleotide messenger RNA. RefSeq names its product probable pyridoxal 5'-phosphate synthase subunit PDX1. The transcript is spliced from 2 exons. The record is from RefSeq and is a predicted model, not a curated record. The coding region runs from base 156 to 1088 and encodes 310 amino acids. Gene Ontology annotation, biological process: pyridoxine biosynthetic process; pyridoxal 5'-phosphate biosynthetic process; amino acid metabolic process. Lineage: Eukaryota; Viridiplantae; Streptophyta; Magnoliopsida; Ericales; Ericaceae. Gene Ontology annotation, molecular function: amine-lyase activity.
CCGCUCACCGCUAUCCCCAGCCACUUGCGCCCGUUCUCUCCUGCGCCACCUUUCCUCUUCUCAUUCCUCCAUUCGUUUCUCAGCCUUCAUAAAUCCACUCUCUCUCUCUCUCUCUCUCUCUCAAUCAAUCCUCUCUCUCUCCAUAAUCCAUAGCAAUGUCAGGAAGCGGAGUCGUGACAGUGUACGGGAACGGCGCAAUCGCCGAGACCACAAAGAAAUCCCCCUUCUCCGUCAAGGUGGGCCUGGCCCAGAUGCUCCGCGGCGGCGUCAUCAUGGACGUAGUCAACGCCGAGCAGGCCCGCAUCGCGGAGGAGGCCGGGGCCUGCGCCGUCAUGGCCCUGGAGCGGGUCCCGGCCGACAUCCGGGCCCAGGGCGGCGUGGCCCGGAUGAGCGACCCGCAGCUCAUCAAGGAGAUCAAGCAGGCCGUCACCAUCCCCGUCAUGGCCAAGGCCCGGAUCGGUCACUUCGUCGAGGCCCAGAUCCUCGAAGCCCUUGGCAUCGAUUACAUCGACGAGAGCGAGGUGUUGACCCCAGCCGACGACGAGAACCACAUCAACAAGCAUAAUUUCCGCAUCCCUUUCGUCUGCGGCUGCCGGAAUCUCGGCGAGGCUCUCCGCCGCAUCAGGGAGGGCGCCGCCAUGAUCCGCACCAAAGGGGAAGCUGGCACUGGCAACAUAAUCGAGGCGGUUCGCCACGUGCGCUCUGUGAUGGGCAACAUCCGUGUCCUCCGCAACAUGGAUGAUGAUGAGGUCUUCUCCUUCGCAAAAAAAAUUGUGGCCCCGUACGAUUUGGUGAUGCAGACAAAGCAGCUGGGUAGGCUUCCGGUGGUUCACUUCGCAGCGGGCGGCGUGGCAACUCCAGCCGAUGCAGCGCUGAUGAUGCAGUUGGGUUGCGACGGUGUUUUCGUUGGGUCAGGCGUGUUCAAGAGUGGUGACCCGGCAAGGAGGGCGCGGGCAAUUGUUCAGGCCGUGACGCAUUACAGUGAUCCAGAUAUAUUGGCGGAGGUAAGCUGUGGUUUGGGUGAGGCCAUGGUAGGGAUUAAUCUCAAUGAUGAUAAAGUCGAGAGGUACGCCAAUAGGUCGGAAUGAAAUGCUUGUUGGUGAGGGCCGCCAAAUAUCCCUCUUUUAGACCAUAUUGCAAGUUUGUUUCAUUAGUGUAAUUGGGGUUUGGAGAAACUUCCUGUCAGAAUAACGAGAAUUGGAAUAUAUGGAUUGGUUAAGUAUAUGAUACUAUGAUAGUAUUUGUUUCACUUCAAAUUGAGGAAUGAAUUUUGUUUGGUGUAUGUGAUAAUGGAUACUCCUAGGUUCUUUGGAAUUCAUGGAAUUCAUAUUUUACAAUUGCGCUUGAGCUUCUGAUUA